UGGGACGUUGUGGAUUUAAGAAGUUCGCUGAGGUGUCUCUCUGUGGUGUUGGCGUUUUUUGGGUGCACGUGUUGUGUUGAUAAAUUCCUCGGCUUCGUCCAAGAGCAGUGAGGAGCGUUCGUAGCCCGGCGAGGCCCCGCCAGCCAUGCACUCCCAGCGGUGCCCCGUAGCCAAGCUCCGCGCAGCCGCCCAGCAGAACACCAAGGGGCCGGGCUACUCGGAUCUACCCCACGGGAUCUUCGGGCUGCGGGACCCGAAGCCCCCGAAGGAGAAGUUCCGCCGCAGUCAGAAGGAGCGCUCGGCCAAGAGUCCGGAGAAGACGUCUUUCUUCCAGAAAUUUCACGGAGAGGCCGCUGCCCCGCCUCUGCCCCCUCAUCCGCAGAUGUACAGCGAGGACGCGUGGCACCCGGCCUUCGCUCCCGAUGACCAGCAGGUGCUGUUCAACGACGCGCACCGCCCGCUGGGCCGGCCCGGGGAGUACCUCAUCUACAACGAGAAUUGCGCCGUCCACGGGCACCGUCGAGCAUCGUCGGGGCACUACAUUAUUCCAAAGAGUGCCAGCUGCCCGGCCCCUGCCCGCCCCUUCACGCGGCAGAGCAUGGACGUCGAGCGCCUCAAAAACUGGCGUCGCAACUCCCUGACACUGACAGCGCCCCGAGGCCAGGGCGACGCCAGCCGCCAGCGCGCAGCCUCGUCCGAGAGACACACCUCGAAACCCUCCUCCCGAUUCCGCUACGACCACUACGACACGUCAUCGUCGUCGUCCGAGAGCAGCACGCCGUCCCUGCUGACACUGUCGUCGUCGUCGUCGGUUGUGAAGAGCGCCUCGCCCGACGACCCGCACCACCGGCGCUCGCAGUUUCGCCGCGCUUGGUCGCUCUUCAUCGGCUGCGACGAGAGCCCGAAGGAGAAGCCACCGCCGCAGCGUAUCCUCAGGCAGCCGACGCGACACGUCUACAGGAGAGGCAUCUCUGGGCUGCCCAUCGAGUGUACGAACAGAUACCUGGGUGUCGCCUUCUGACCCCCGCGGCCCGCUCGAUGUGAUGCUGUGACGCGCGUGAAGACGGGGGCGCUCUUCUGGGGCAUUCACAAGAAGCUGAACGCCUUCUUCUGACGCUGAACAAAGGUUCUUAGAGAUGCUAUUUCCGAAUGUCGGUUUUCUCAACAUCAUGGUUGAUCUAGGGAAAGGACAUAGAAGAACAAUUAUAUGUGUGUGAGCGUGUGUAUGUGCAUUUGUAUGUGUGUGAAAAUAAGAGGUUGGGAAAUGGACUAAGUGUAUGAAAAUUCAUCUUUAUCUCUUUAUUUGUAGAAUAAUUUAGCAAUUAAUUUAACUCACUUGAGAGUCUUUAUAUCGAUUAGGGCGUUCGCAAGCUAGGUGGCAGCAGCAAUGUUUUAAAACAUUUUAAUAAAAUUGCUCCCAUGUUUGGAGUAAAUUAAUAUCAUAAUACAAGGCAUGUUGGCUUUUUGUGGAGAGGAAAGAUCAACUCUGACAAUUUUACAUUCAAUUCUUACGUAAAUGCUCAUUUAUGAUACCCAGUCAAAGAUAUCCUUGUGUGUGUGUGUGUGUGUGUGUGUGUGUGGUGUGUUUGUGUAUGUGUGUGUG
Penaeus monodon (black tiger shrimp) is the source of this 1603-nucleotide messenger RNA. RefSeq lists its product as uncharacterized. The record is from RefSeq and is a predicted model, not a curated record. The coding region runs from base 146 to 1021 and encodes 291 amino acids. Lineage: Eukaryota; Metazoa; Arthropoda; Malacostraca; Decapoda; Penaeidae. The transcript has 2 exons.